AUGCACGCUAAUAUUCGAAAAGACCCGUGUCCCCUUUCACCCCCUUCACUUUGUUUCACCUCAGAUGGCGGUAUGGCUGUAAGGCUCGUACGCACCGUUGCCUCCCCGCGCCACCGGCUUCACAUUUUGCAUGGGGACGCCGUACUCGGUGGUGGGCUGCUGGUUGUAGAUGCCGUGUUGCGGGCCGGAGAAGCCGUUGUUGUAAUGGGUGUUGUCGGCAACGCGUUGGUAGGCGCCGGUCGGCAUGAGCUUCUCCUGAUCGGAGCUCUUUCGCUUGGAGGAGCUCGAGCGGUCGUUGGAGGCGCAGCAGCAGGUACUGAGCAGCCAGAAGGCGCCCGCGCCGACACUGAACACGACUGCGAGCCAGGUUGUGGCGAGGAAACUGGUGUUGAUAGAACCCUUGACCCCGUAGGACUUGGCCGUCGAUCUGACGGCUGCGACGACGACCGAGGAGGAGACGGUUGCCAUGAUGGAGGCGAUGAUGAUGGUGGUGGUGGCAAGACCGGAGACGAGAUAUGUAAAGCACGAUCCGACUCGCGAACAGAAGCCGAACAGGCCCAGGAAGAGCUCCAGGCCGCAGGUGAUGGCGGCGAUGAUGUAGACCACCUGAGUCCAUCUGGAGACGACUCUGAAGGUCUUGAGAGCACUCCUCAGCUCCGACGGGAGCUUGAGCGUCUUGCCGGUCAGGGUAGAGGCGGUGGAUUCGAUGGUACUGGCGUUCAGUUUCGUGGCGGCCCAGUUGAACUCGGGACUGGUGCAGUUGCGCUUCCCCCCCGUCGUGGCACAAUAACUCCACAUGGCCACCUGGUAGGAAUCUGCGAGGGCGAGAUCCGCAGCGGUGAUGUCGGCGGACGCGUCUACGUUGGGGCUGAGGGCGGCGACGGUGAGAGCGGAAAGGGAAUCGUCCCUCUUGGUGAGGUCGACGAGGUUCUCGAGCGAGGACGACGAGAUGGAGAGAUUCUGGGUCCGGAUCUCGAACAUGUCCAGGUCCUUGUUGGUAAUGCCGGCGAGCAUCACAAUCAGGAUACAAAUGAGACUGGCCAAGGUCAAGCCGAACGGCAUGGCCACGCAGACAAAACGACCGGCACCCAUAUUCCACUUGCUUGCGUUGCCUGCCCCCUGCAGAAAUGCGUCGAUGCACCUAAGCCACCCGGGCUGCGUCGCGCGACAGCCCCAGGACCCUCAUCUCACGUACACUUUAGCUUUCAGCAAUCCGAGUCAGUCGAUAGAGCAAAAAGGCGUGAGGGAUCCAGAGGCUUCCGCCGUCAACAACCAGGAUCUGCAGCACCCAGUGCAGGGGUGUCGGUCGUGUCUGAGCUUCAUCUCGAGAUCCCGUUGCGUUGGCUAGGGGCACCGGUAUAUGCAAUUUCACCCAUGAUGCAGAUGCUGAACAUGAACAGACAGGACCUACGGAGUAGGCAACCCAAGGCCCUCGGUAUACGCAGGAUCUAUACCUAUGAUUCUCCGUCAUAUCCGGCUCAUCUUCUUUCUUGGCAGGCGAUAGCAUUGCCGACGAAUGUGGAUCCAGCCGACAGUCAUGGACUGAUAUCGGAUCUGGGAGCGAGGGAGGAUCUGGAAGAAACAAUUGAGAAUAACGGGGAGAAACAAAGGGCGCCGUCGAGUGUAUGUUCCGCAAUUGUGGGUGCACCACAGUGGGUUUGGAUUGCCCCCCGAGGCAUUGCACCGCGAGACGGUGGCGGAAGGAGUCAAGGCAUUGACGAUGCAGACCAGAGGAGGAGGUGGAGGAGGAGGAGGAUCAAGUUGGAUACGAGGAGGAUGUUGAUGGUCUGGAGAAUCAUCUCCAUAAGCAGUGUAAACAAUAGCCCAGGCCAUCGUGCCACGACGAUCGAUCGAUGGGGAACCACGAAUACCGUGUUACAGACUGCACAGCCAGUGACAGGCCGCGCACAACGCGAACCGGAGAAUACCUACAAGUCGACCAACCGAGCAAAGCAGCCUCACCGUCGGGAACCCGAACCUCAACCUCAACCCCGGAUCCCUAAAUUCGAGAGCCCUGCCAUAACCCCGGAGAGGCCUUGUUGGAUCUCGACAUCCCCUUCCCAGAGCAGAUACACAUACACGUACAGCCGUCCCUACACCGAGAUGGGAAACCAAAGCUCCAAGGGCUCGGGAGCGAGUACGCCGAGGGGCAACCAUUCCAGCACUUCCUUGGACCGAGGAGCAGAGAACCUAUCGUCCUACCCUUCAUUCAGCAAAGCAGAUACCAAAGAAUCCAUCAGAUCCUUCCGCGGCCUCAGGUCCAAGAUCCCUGGCGUCAAGACCGAUAGUCCUCGCAACUCGAUAUCGAACAUGAAUCCGGGAGAUACACCGGUGGAGCGAUCGGAUGCCACAUCAGUGAAGUCAGCCAGAAGCUCCCGACCUGCUUCCAAGGGGACCGGAGAUCUAGAUUCUUCAGCGUCGGCCAGCUCCCCCGGCGCGGACUCGGAAGAUGCGACCUCGCCUGCCGACGGCUCCGAGCCCCCUCCAUCCCCCAUACAAUCGGCAUCUGUGCGCGAAGGACAUCACGAUGUUGAUGCCGCACAGCGAAGCGGCGAGGUGGAUCACGUAUCGGACAAACCACCCUCCGGACAGGCGAACCCCCUGGCGCACUUGCAGCGUGCUGGUGCAUCGAUUCUGGUCAGGAGAGAAGGAGAAAUCAACCCGAUCGAACCAGGCGCCGCUAAAACCGCACCCGCGGCAGAUGAAGGAAGUGGCGGAGGCGCAAUGGCAAUGGAUGAGAUGAAAGACUCCGAUGUUGACGACUAUAUCAAGCGCUUAUUAGAUGCGGGAUAUGCCGGCAAGAGCACCAAAGGGGUCGUGCUGAGGAAUGCAGAGAUCAGUUCUAUCUGUUCCCGAGUGCGCGAGAUCUUCUUGCAGCAGCCACCGUUGAUCGAACUCGAGGCUCCUGUCAAGAUUGUAGGCGACAUCCACGGACAGUACUCGGAUCUCAUCCGGAUGUUUGAGAUGUGCGGCUUCCCACCGAGCUCCAACUUCCUCUUCCUGGGUGACUACGUUGAUCGAGGGAAGCAUUCGCUCGAGACAAUUUUGUUGCUCAUGUGCUACAAAAUCAAGUACCCCGAGAACUUCUUCUUGCUGAGAGGCAAUCACGAAUGUGCCAAUGUCACGAGAGUAUACGGGUUCUACGACGAAUGCAAGAGAAGAUGUAACGUCAAGAUUUGGAAGACAUUUGUUGACACCUUCAACUGCCUCCCAAUUGCCGCAAUCGUCGCCGGCAAAAUCUUCUGUGUACAUGGCGGACUGUCCCCUGCUCUCAGCCACAUGGACGACAUCAGACACAUUGCUCGGCCGACAGAUGUGCCGGACUUCGGACUCCUCAAUGAUCUCCUAUGGUCAGAUCCCGCAGACCAAGAAAAGGAUUGGGAGACUAGCGAACGGGGUGUCAGUUACUCCUUUGGAAAAAAGGUCAUCGUGGACUUUCUUGCGAGACACGAUUUUGAUCUGGUUUGCCGCGCACACAUGGUGGUCGAGGACGGGUAUGAGUUCUUCGAAGACCGGAUCCUUGUGACGGUCUUCUCUGCACCGAACUACUGCGGGGAAUUCGACAACUACGGUGCUGUUAUGAGCGUGUCGACCGAACUGCUAUGCAGCUUUGAACUGCUGAAGCCUUUGGACUCUAGCGCAUUGAAGAGCCAGAUGAAGAAGAGCCGCAACAAGCGUAACAGCAUGCUCAACAGCCCACCCCCAUCGGGUUUUGCACCCCAGAGUGUCUAG
Molecule: messenger RNA, 3732 nt
Organism: Drepanopeziza brunnea f. sp. 'multigermtubi' MB_m1
Lineage: Eukaryota; Fungi; Ascomycota; Leotiomycetes; Helotiales; Drepanopezizaceae
Cellular component (GO): nucleus; cytoplasm
Molecular function (GO): protein serine/threonine phosphatase activity
Source: RefSeq, a predicted model, not a curated record